GCAAGGAUUAAAAUAGGUCAAUAGACCUCCUAAAUUUAUUACUGAAGACUGAGGUUGAUACCUGGAUCCAUUGGUAAUUCACUGCUACUAGAUACUGAAGCACGGUAAAUGAAAGCUUCUUCUGUUUCGUUCAGAACCAUUUGAACAACGUUCUGUCUUUGCUAGCCAAGAAUAACAUCCCACAUUGAAGGAUUGAAAUUCACCUGUGGUAGUCCACGCAACUUAGUCGAUGACCUUGGGUAUCUUCAGAUGGCCCAAAUAGCUUCCAAACCUUUCCUAAUCGGUAUUAGUGGUGGAGCAGCUUCAGGGAAGGCAGAAGCAUGCAAAAAGAUAAAGGAUGUCUUAUACAAAAAGGCGAAAGGGAAGAAAGUUGAAGUUCUUUCCCUGUCAUCGUUUUAUCGUGAACUUUCUGAUGAUGAACUCAAAUUAGCCUUGAACAGUGAGUUUGAUUUCGAUCAUCCAAAUUCGUUUGACUUCAAAUAUUUGGCUGAGGUUUUGAGGAAAAUAAAACAUGGAGAACCUGUGGUCCUUCACAAAUAUGACUGCUCUGCUUAUUCAAGCACCCCAGAUGUUCAGGAGGUCCCGGAUGAUGUAGAUGUUGUCAUCGUAGAAGGAAUACUAACGUUUUAUCAAAAAGAAGUCAGAGACAUGUUUGAUUUAAAAAUCUUCAUUGAAUCAGAUGCAGACACUAGACUUUGCAGAAAAGUCCUAAGAGAUGUUUCUAUGAAAGGUCGUUGCUUGGAUUCCGUACUCGAUAGUUACUUUAAAUACGUUAAACCUGCAUUUGAGGAGUUUUGUCUUCCCACUAAAAAAUAUGCUGAUGUCAUCCUACCACGUGCACCAGACAAUCAUGUUGGUGUCGACUUAAUCACCGAACACUUGUUACAACUUGUAAAUGAUUCACCUCUGAUUCAUAAUGUUCAACAAUAUAUACCCCGUGCAAGAAAUCAAUCAGAAUCUUGUGGAAUUAACUGGAUAUUUGGCAAAUUUGUUUCUGUUGAUCUUUCGAAGUCCUUUCAACAAGUUAUUAUGUGGCCCUUGUAAUAAGACAGUGCCACGUAAGUCAGUUAUUUUUACUAGUUUCUUAUUGUACAGUAUUAGAUAUAUUGUAAUAUUUACCCAUGCGAUCGAUCAAGUUGCGGUGAGUCCACUUUCUCAUGUCUUCCUCGUCCUUAUUUUGAACACAAUCCUCAAUAUAGUUGUCAUAGGAAAGAUUAAUAGAUCUUUCGAAAACACGGAGUUAAUCUGUAUCCAAAAUCUAUAAAACGAAUAAAUCAAUAUACCUAGAACUAUGCAAUACUGAGCUAUCUUCUAUUAGGCAAGGAGUGAAAUGUGAACGAUAAUUAGCUAGUGAGUUUGAUAACACUCGUCUGAUGAAAUGGUCACAACCUGUCUUACAUACAUCCGCUCACUGUCUGCUUCAUUUUACUGACCCUAAUUCGAUCAUCGAGGUUAGUCUGUGCACAUUCUAGAUGGAGAGUACACUAACAACAAAGCACAUCUCUAGAAGAAAGGAAAUGAAGAGAUGUCCACUUCCUACAUAAUAUUGUCGUAAUCACACUGGUGAAGAAAAUUUCAUCCCAAUUCCAAGUGGUUGUCGGGAUCUGUCAAGAGUGAAACAUAGAUACAAUCCAGCCAAUAACGAAAACUGAAUCAGAGCAUCUAUCGAAAAAAUGUAAAAAUUCAAUUCUGCCAAGAAAUACAUAAUAGUGAGCAACUAGAAUUAAAACAGCUCUGAAAAAGGAACUAUGGCACUAAUAUCCAUCUAUAUGUGGCGUAGUUAUUAAUGAGUGCAACAAAUUGUUUCUUUUUACAAAUACUGAAUGGGUGGUCUAGCUUUAAUUGACUCAUGACCUCAAUUAUUAAAAUUACUAUAAUAUCUACAAAAAACCCUUCUGAUAUUAAAUACUGAAUGGUUAAAAUAUUCUCAUGUUUUGUCAAGUCAAGAUGAUGCUUUUUUACGAUGUAAUGAAGAACAGUUUACCGGUAAUAUAAGUAUUUUAAGUUUACUAAAAAAGGAGAUGCAUACUCAUUACACUAACACUUAUAUUGAAGCACAGACAUACCAAUAUAUACACAUAUAUAUAUAUAUAUAUAUAU
Messenger RNA from Schistosoma rodhaini, 2100 nucleotides. The record is from the annotation of a GenBank genome assembly. Lineage: Eukaryota; Metazoa; Platyhelminthes; Trematoda; Strigeidida; Schistosomatidae.